AUGUAGCCGAUUGAUGCAACGUGCCAGAAUUUGAUGAUCAUUUUUCUAAUUUAAAUUUUUAUUAUCGAUAGAUUUUUUGUAAAAUUCUUAAAAUGGCUGCAACCGAAAUCAUAAAUAUCGUACAGGCACAAAUCCCCGAUAUUGAUCAACAAUUGUCCGACUAUAUUACCGGUGUAUUAACAUCUGAUACAUUUGCUUCAGCAAAAGAUAUCAAAGAAGCAGUUGGUGAAAUUUUCAUCUCAUGUUUUAAUGAUGCAUUCAAUCCGAAUCCACCUAAAUCACCGGAAAGUUUAUGUCAGACUAUGUGUGAUAAAAUAUUCAAUAUAAUUCGCGCUAAUAAUGAACUAGACGAUGAUGAUGAUGAUGAUAUUAGACUUAGUCGACCAAUACACAUUGGUUCAACUGUUGAUGAUGAAAAAGAAGAAGAAUGGAAAUCAAUAUGGACAAGCGGUAAAGAGGUUGAAUCGAAAGUUGACCAGAAUAAACUUCGAAAAGCCGAAGAGAAGCUUAAACAAAAAGCAGAACGACGAGAUGGUGUAGGUCCGACAACUACUGAAAAUACAACCAUUUCGAAUGUACAGGCAUCGGCAUCACAAUCAUUGUCCAAAAAAUCUAAUCGACAAGAAGAAUCGGGAACGAAUCGAACCAAAGAUAUUAAAAUUGAAAAUUUCGACAUUUCAUUUGGCAGUCAUGUGUUAUUGCAAGGUGCUAAUUUAUCAUUAAAUUAUGGUGAACGAUAUGGGCUUUGUGGCCGUAAUGGUAUUGGUAAAUCUACUCUAUUAAAGAUGUUAUCCACUGCUCAAUUGGUCAUUCCAUCACAUAUCCGAAUACUACAUGUAGAACAAGAAGUAGUUGGUGAUGAUACGACCGCUUUGGAUUCGGUUCUCGAAUGUGAUACUGUUCGAAAAGAUCUACUUGAACGUGAAAAAAUCUUGUCACAGAAAUCAUCGCUAACCGAUAAAGAAACUGAACAAUUGAAUGAAAUUUAUCACGAAUUGACCGCUAUCGAAGCUGAUAAAGCUCCAGCUAAAGCUGCUACCAUUCUUCUAGGUUUAGGUUUUACGCAUGAAAUGCAAAAGAAUGCAACUAAAACUUUUUCUGGUGGUUGGAGAAUGCGUUUAGCAUUGGCAAGAGCUCUGUUUUCAAAACCUGAUCUUUUGUUGCUCGAUGAACCUACCAACAUGUUGGACAUGAAAGCCAUUAUUUGGCUCACCAAUUAUCUAAUUAAUCAUUGGACUUCAACCUUAUUGGUCGUAUCACAUGAUCGAAAAUUUCUUUCCGAAGUACCAACACAAAUACUUCAUUUUCAUUCUCGAAAAAUUGAUUGUUAUCAAGGAACAUAUGAAUCAUUCAUGACAGCUAUGACUGAAAAACUUAAAAAUCAAGAACGUGAAUUCGAAUCACAACAGAUGUAUAUCAAACAUACACAAGAAUUUAUUGAUCGUUUCCGUUAUAAUAGCAAAAGAGCGUCAUUGGUACAAAGUCGAAUUAAAACAUUAGACAAAUUAAAGAUUGUCGACCAGGUUGAAAAAGAAUCCAUAGUCGUGUUCAAGUUGCCUCAGCCUGAAAGUUUAUCGCCACCGAUUCUUGAAUUAACUGAGGUAAAUUUUGCCUAUCAGCCUGGCAGUACAAUUCUGAAAAAUAUCAACCUGAAUGCCAAUCUACAAUCACGUAUUUGUAUCGUGGGUGAUAAUGGAUCGGGUAAGACUACGUUGCUUAAAUUAUUGAUCGGUGAUUUGAAUCCAACCAGCGGAGUACGACAUUCACAUCGUAAUCUGGCUAUCGGUUAUUUCACUCAACAUCAUGUUGAUCAAUUACCAAUGAAUCAGAGCCCAUUACAAUUUAUGGCCACUCAACAGCCUGGAAAAUCGGCUGAACAUUACCGAAAAUAUCUAGGAGGUUUCGGUAUCACUGGUGAUCUAGGUUUACAAUCACUACAAUCCUUAUCCGGUGGACAAAAAUCUCGUGUAGCUUUCGCAGCCAUGACUUUGACAAAUCCUCAUUUAUUGAUAAUGGACGAACCAACUAAUCAUUUGGAUGUCGAAACAGUCGAAGCAUUAGCUAAAGCUUUGAAUGAUUUCAGUGGUGGUGUUAUACUCGUAACUCAUGAUCAGAAUAUGAUACAAAAAGUUUGCCAAGAAUUAUGGCAUUGCACUGAUGGUACAAUCAAAUGUCUCAAAGGUGGAUUUGAAGAAUAUAAAGCGAUUAUUUAUAAAGAACUACAAGAACUUGCUUAAAUUAUUUAAAUUGUAUCGUUAUUUAAUUUUAACAACAUUAAAAAAAUCAAUGAAA
Messenger RNA from Dermatophagoides pteronyssinus (European house dust mite), 2292 nucleotides. RefSeq names its product ATP-binding cassette sub-family F member 3. The record is from RefSeq and is a predicted model, not a curated record. Gene Ontology annotation, molecular function: ATP hydrolysis activity; ATP binding. NCBI's taxonomy places the organism in Eukaryota, Metazoa, Arthropoda, Arachnida, Sarcoptiformes, Pyroglyphidae.